GUUUGACCAAAAAAAAAGAAACAGUAAUGGAUCACCUGGACAGAGCUCAAGUACUCCUCCUCUGUGACCUGUGUCAAAGAGAUGCAUUACAGAGUCAUUGUGAACUUUGCCAGAUUAACCUGUGUAAGGCCUGUGUAGGGGAUCAUCUCUCUGAUUCAUCUAUAAAACAUAAAGUUGUACCAUACAAACACAGAACUUCUACUCUUAGCUUUCCAAUAUGUCGAAAUCAUACUCAGAAACAUUGUGAACUUUACUGUGAAAAAUGUGAAAUUCCUGUUUGUUCGAUCUGCAUCUUCUCUGAUAAACAUCAUAAGCAUAAAAUAAUUGAUAUUUUGCAAAAAUCCAGCUUCAUUAAAGAAACUCUAAACAAGGAUUCGAUAGAACUAGAAAGAAGAAUACUUCCUACUUAUGAGGAAAUCGCAGCAGAAUUAAACUUUGAAAAAGUAAACUUAGAAAAACAUUAUGAGAAACUGACAACAGCUGUCACGAACCAAGGAGAGGACUGGCACAGAGAAAUUGACAUCAUAGUCAACAAAAAGAAAUCUGAAAUUGAUGAGAUGAAAUCUAAACACCUAGCUGUUCUGAAUAAAAAGGGUCAAGAAAUUGAACAGAUAUUAUUUGAUGUAAAACACAGUCUGUUUGAUCUCAAGAAAAUAUUAAAUUCAAAUGAAAGUUUCCUAUCCACUGCUUACAAAUCUAGGAAUGCUGAAUUCAGAAGUUUACCUCCUAAAGUCAACGUUAAAUUACCAAGUUUUUAUCCUCAUCAGAUCAACACAGAAAGGGCCAAUAGAAAGUUUGGUUCUCUUUCAGCAUUAUCCAUUACAACAGAAGAACAUGGCUACACAAUGAAAACACCAGAUACUGUAUCAUGUUCUCCAAUCAAACUACUGCUUGAUCAACCAAUGGUCAUCAUCACCAUACAUGUAAGCACUAGGAAUAUGGACAGUGUGACCUGUCGCAAUGACGAAGAAAUCUGGACAUAUGGGUAUGACAAAAUCAUGGAACUCUACAACCUUCAGGAAAAACUACUCAAGUCAAUCCAAACCAAGUCUGGUAACAUACCACGAGGUAUAACAGUAACAGGUAGUGGAGAUCUAGUUUACACUGACCCUGGAACAAGAAGUGUGAACAUAGUAAAAAAUGAACAGAUACAGGAAGUGAUCAGACUACAGGGGUGGAGACCUUUCAAUGUCUGUAGUACCUCCUCUGGUGACCUGCUGGUUACCAUGGGGAGUGAUGAUUAUAAACAAUCAAAAGUUGUCCGUUACUCUGGAUCUACAGAAAAACAAAUCAUUCAGUUUGAAAGUAAAAGUAAACCUCUUUAUUCGCCUUACCACCUUAAAUACAUCAGUGAGAACAGGAACUUUGAUAUCUGUGUGGCAGACUGCGGAGUCAAUGCAGUAGUGGUGGUUAAUCAGACAGGGAAACUCCGAUUUAGAUACACUGGUCAUCCCUCUUCUACCAACAUACCAUUUAAACUGGCCGACAUCACAACAAACAGCCUGAGUCAGAUCCUGACAGCAGACUGCAACAACCACUGUAUCCACAUCUUAGAUCAGGACGGACAGUUCCUCCGUUACAUUGAUAACUGUGAUCUACACUGUCCAUAUGGUUUAUGUGUAGACACCAGAGACAACCUCUUUGUUGCUGAGUGUGACAGUGGUAAAGUAAAGAAAAUCAAAUACGUGUUAAGCAAUGUGUAGAAAUAAAUUUUGUGACUGAGAAUCAGAUACUAGGAGAUAAUUUCUCUGUGUCUACGUGAAUUAGAACUGUGAAAAAAUUCAAUUACUCUAAAACAGCAGAUUUUAAUAUACGGCACAAGAGGCCCUUUGCUGCCUACUAGUAACUCAAUGCUUUUCCAUGGUCCUGUGGUUUCAAUCAGAAGAUUUUUUCUAUAGAAUUUAUGUACAUGUAUAUUCAUAGUCUUAAGUAAAACUUUUAUCAAACAUUGUGCAACGCCUCUCAGAAGCUUGCCUAUAUUUUGUAUUUGUCAGAGCUGUUUGCAUACAUGUGAUGCGUACCUACUGUACAUGAAAUGUCACAUUUAUUUUUAGUUUGAGUUAGUGGAUCACAGUGAGUUAUUAAAAUUCAUGGGUAAUGCAAAAUACCUUGAAAGAA
This is a messenger RNA of Saccostrea cuccullata (small rock oyster), 2118 nucleotides long. RefSeq names its product tripartite motif-containing protein 2-like. The coding region runs from base 27 to 1703 and encodes 558 amino acids. NCBI's taxonomy places the organism in Eukaryota, Metazoa, Mollusca, Bivalvia, Ostreida, Ostreidae. The record is from RefSeq and is a predicted model, not a curated record. Gene Ontology annotation, molecular function: ubiquitin protein ligase activity; zinc ion binding. The transcript has a single exon. Gene Ontology annotation, biological process: proteasome-mediated ubiquitin-dependent protein catabolic process; protein polyubiquitination.